This is a messenger RNA of Humulus lupulus (European hop), 720 nucleotides long. Its product is annotated as phosphatidate cytidylyltransferase 1-like. Bases 1 to 705 code for a protein of 234 amino acids. Gene Ontology annotation, cellular component: endoplasmic reticulum membrane. The transcript is spliced from 5 exons. Lineage: Eukaryota; Viridiplantae; Streptophyta; Magnoliopsida; Rosales; Cannabaceae. Gene Ontology annotation, molecular function: phosphatidate cytidylyltransferase activity. The record is from RefSeq and is a predicted model, not a curated record.
AUGCAGAAGGAUAACACUAGCACCCCAUUAACACCAACUGAUCGGGUUCGACAUCGAAGACGUUCAAAUGAGGUUGUUCCAGAUGUUAGUAUAGCUAAUGGAGGCAAUUUACUUGUUGAUGACAGUAACAAGUACAGGCUCUUCUUCUUCACUGCCAUGUUAUUUGUAUAUGGUCACAUUCUCAGUCAACGACUUUUUAAUACUAUAACUUCGGACAACUUUCUCCAUCAGUUUGUUAGCAGCCUUAUCAAGUAUCAUAUGGUUAUCUGCUACACCUUAUAUAUCGCAGGUUUUGUGUGGUUCAUCAUUACAUUGAAGAAGAAGAGGAUGUACAAAUAUCAAUUUGGUCAGUAUGCAUGGACACACAUGAUCAUGAUUAUUGUGUUUACGCAGUCCUCUUUCACAGUAGCCAACAUUUUCGAAGGAAUUAUCUGGUUUCUUCUUCCAGCAACACUUAUAGUUAUCAACGACAUUGCUGCAUAUUUCUUUGGGUUCUUUUUUGGAAGAACCCCAUUGAUCAAAUUAUCUCCAAAAAAAACUUGGGAGGGAUUCAUUGAUGCUUCUGUUACAACUGUCAUAUCUGCAUUUUUGGUAAGCUUAUUUUUCCUAUGCGAUGCACAUUUAGUAUUCUUGUGCAUAUUCCUGAGAUUUAGGAACUGUAGCAUUACAAAGUUAAAUUUAGUUUCCUACUCAGUUAUAAAGUGAUGGCUGUGGUCCAGC